Molecule: messenger RNA, 5165 nt
Organism: Pieris brassicae (large cabbage white)
Lineage: Eukaryota; Metazoa; Arthropoda; Insecta; Lepidoptera; Pieridae
Exons: 17
Coding region: 375-2804 (809 amino acids)
Source: RefSeq, a predicted model, not a curated record
UCGGCGCGCGCGCGCGUUUUAAAGUGCUCUUCUGUGGUUGAUCGAUAGUUUGUGUACUUGUUUUGUGCGUAGUUAUCAAUGGAUAUUAUAUACGAUUUCGAGUUCCGGAUUACAACGUGGAAAGUUGGACAUCGACUUCAUAUUAUGACACUUUGAAGAUUUUUAAUAAUAGCAUUUCAUAAUGCGGCAUUCAUUCAAUUACGUCAAAAAUGGAACAGAUAAUCACGGAACACAAUUAAUUAAAUAAAUAAAUGAGAUACAUUAUUUAAAAAUAUAAUGAAGAGUUAAAUUUACCUUACACAUGGAUAAAGAUAGUUUUUAUUCUUGUAAUGAAGAUGGGUUUCGUUAUGUUUCGAAAAGUAUUUUAAGUGAAAAUGGGAAAGGAUUUGUGGGUGAUGGUGAAAGUGCUGGUGAUAUUGACUAUGACAAGGACUAGCUUUGAGAUGAUGGAAUCAAAUGUGAUUCAAAUAUGGUCAGUGCCAGGCAGUGAGACUCGCCUGCCUUGUAACCUGGCUGCGUCAGUUAGGGAUGUUGCCAUGACAAUGUGGUUCAAAAAUAACGACAGGAUGCCCAUAUAUACUGUAGACUUUAGAAACGGACCACCAACACAUUGGGCUCUGGCAGGCGAGUUCGAAACAAGAGCUCACUUUGUCCUAAACGAAUCAGAUACCACCGCAGCCCAUCUAGUUGUUAAUAACGUUACUCAGUAUGACGAAGCAUUGUACAGAUGUAGGAUAGACUAUAUUGAUGCUCCUACAAAAAAUUAUAAAGUCAAUUUAACAGUCAUUGUACCUCCUGACCCACCCAGAAUAUAUGAUAGCGAGGGUCGAGAGAUCACUGGCAACUUGGCUGGACCUUAUCGAGAAGGACAGGAGCUCAAGCUGUCCUGCCAGGCUCCUGGUGGUAAGCCCUUGCCUGAUAUCACUUGGUACCAUGGCAAUGAACGGCUAAGCAUCGCUAGAGGCUCGUUCAAUUGUCAAGUGCACAUAAAAAGCUUAUCACGUGAAAUGAGUGGGGCAAAAUUACGGUGCAGAGUUGACCCGCCCCUAUUGCAGCACUUAGUCAAAGAUGUUUCGCUUAAAGUUUAUUUGAAGCCUCAAUAUGUAAGAGUUACUGGAAGCGGAGCGACUCGCGCUGCCCACGAAAGAUCAUUCGUUUGUACAACGCGCGGGUCAAAACCAGCCCCAAAUAUCGACUGGUUUAUAAAUGCGCAAAAAAUUGACUCAGGGCUUACGCAGGUGGAAGUUGAUGGACAAUUAACAAGAAGUAUUCUGACAUGGCGUGUAAGACGAGAAGAUAGUGGCAGAGAACUGGUCUGUCGCGUUUCCAACCCAUGGUUCCCAGCCUAUACUCUUGAAGAUUCUAUAUUACUAGAAGUUAUUUACCCACCAAUACCCCAAAUAUCUGUGAUUGAACCGAGGGAAGCCCACCAGCUUCGCGAAGACGAAGAUGCUGUAUUGUUAUGUUCUGCCGAUGCAUCACCACCAGCAUUUAACUUUUCAUUCUAUAAGGGUUUUGAGGACCACCUCGUGCGUGACGAUCCUGUCGGUGGUAUAUCUGUGGAAGGACAAAAACUGUUUCUUCAUAAUCUGAGAAGGCACCAUGCAGCCAGAUAUCGGUGCAGAGCGUGGAACUCAGAAGGCAGUGGAUUAAGUGAAGCACUUAGUUUGAAUAUAUUAUCUCGACCAGAAUGCUCUGCCGGUAACGUUGUUCAGCAAAUAGCUGGUGCCCCAGGAGGUGAAGUCAGAGCUCGCUGUUCUGUUAGUGCUCCUUCCGCAAGAGAUGCUGGACCACUUAAGUUUUAUUGGACUUAUAAUGGGACCAGGGACGUUCUGCCAAUUCCUGUAUCAAACGUCACAACAAUGGGUUCAAGUAGCACUGCUAUCCACGGUUUACCUAGUAUUGAUGACGAGGAAUUAGGCUGGUUGGCCUGCUGGGCUAGGAAUGAUAUUGGAAACCAAAGAGAACCUUGCUUAUUUAGGAUCAUGCCAGCUGGAUACCCCGAACCACCAAGCAAUUGCGAAAUAGAGAACGACAUUAUAAGAUGUGAGGCUGGACAUGACGGCGGUCUUCCUCAGUGGUUCGUAAUGGAGGCCCUUGGGGUUAAACAGCAAGAAAUACAACGAAAUGAUCUGGAUUCUGCUAUGAAUGAUCAAGGUAUCUCUGGGCGUGGAUUAACUGAGACAGUGUAUAAAACAAGUAAUGAUGCGACACCUCAAUUUCCCCUUGACUCACUUUCUCCUGGUCGCUAUACAUUUCUAAUAUAUGCUGUUAAUCCUCGUGGUCGAUCAUUACAACCCGCUGCUCUACAUAGUGUUCCUGUUAGGACUAUGGAAGACCUCGACCGACCAGGUUCACUCCAGACCAUGACACCAUCUCCACCACAACUGAGUCCCCAAGAUAACAGCGUGCCUUUGCUGGUUGGUGCAGUACUUGCCUUGGUUAUGCUAACCAUUCUUACUACUCUCUGCGUUACGUUAGUAGUAAUGUGUAAGAAGAAACCACGUCGUACACGGGACACUGAACAGAAUGCCCUGACCCGUAACGUUGGAGUGUCUAUGUAUAGUGGAACAGCACUCUCCCCGAGCAUAGUUCCGACCGUCGUAGUACGCGGUCACCGGGGAUCUAGAGUAUUAGCUGCUCGAUGGUCAGGAGUCUUGGAUGAUACGCCACUUGCUGUACUUGCAUUAGAUACAAGGCCACAUUGUAAGCUUGAAGCAGAUAUGGACAUUAACAGUGAUGACGAUAUCCACGAAACUGAAUUUAUACGGCACGAGAACAUGGAGACGCAAACUGAUUCCUAAAGUAACCUAAAAAUUUACAAUUAUAUUAGCGUUGUUUACAAUAAUGUCGUUGCAAAAAGAUAUUAGAUUACCACGUGACUUCAACUUUAAGUACCACGUAAUUACAAGUUUGCGUUAACAGUGGUUUAUUAAAAUUUUUGACCUCAUUAUUGUUUCUUGUUAGCGUUAUUAGCCUAUUAUUGAAGGUACGUGGUAAUCUAGUAGUACCUUAUUGCAGAGUUUCCCAAGCCUCACCUCAGUCUUUCCAAAAUUCUAAUGUCCCCUAUAUAUAUUUUAUAAUACAAAAAAUGGAAGUUUUCACUUAAGAAACUUUAGCAUAUUUUCGAAAGUAAUCACUAGAAAAUUGUUAGUAAACACUAAUUAAAUUUUCAAAAUAUAAAAUUUAAGAUGAAAUUCAAAUAAAAAUAAUUUUAAGAAAUUUUGGAAGAACCUCCUUAACCCCUUGAAUUGCACCCUGUGGGGCCAACGUUGGGUAACACUGCUCUAUUGUUAUUUUGUUCAUUCAAGUGAUAAGUUAUAUGCAUUCAGUAUUAUUUAAGUGAUAUAAGGUAGAUAUUCAAGAUGGCGUGUACUAGUAUAUUAUUCGUCAUUAAUGAUAAGUUUUUACUAUAGAUUACCCUUUAUAUAACUGAAUAAAAUGCAAAACGAAGAAUAUAAAUGGCUAUGUGGAAGGUUCGGAAGUGAGACGUAGCCCUUCCAAAACAUAUUCAAUGCUUUUCUUACAUACCGAUGUCAUAUGAUGCACAAACUACUUUAUAUUGACCACAAUCGUAUUUUAUGACAUAUUUUCUUGAAAAAAAAAAACAUAUAUUUAAGGUAUUUUAUAUUUAAAUAACUUAAACAUUGUAAAUAUAAAUUCACCAAAGAAUCUGCAUUACCAGCCGUAGCUUUCCAUAUAAAUAGAACAUUUCUUUUUACGGGUAUAUUUUUAAGUUCUAGAGAUUAUGUAUUUUAUUUAGUUAAGUUACUUUAGCAAACAGACUCAAAAUUAUUUUUAUUAAUAAAUUACAUUUAUUUUAAUUGACAAAAUGUAAUUUAUUAAUUAAUGUAACACAUUGAUCACUUAGAAAGUCCAAAUACUAAACAAUUCUAAAUUUACAUUUACUGACAGCUCUUAAAUGAAAGCGUAGAACGGGCGAGAAGAACUGGGAAUAAACUCUCCGAAACUUUUUUAAGGUUACAAACCUUAAAUAUGAAAAUUCCAAUAAAGGUAUUAUAAUAAUUACUAUAUAGUCAAUAAUGUUUCGUUGAAAGUAGGGUAAUAACAUUGAAUAGAGUAUUUAUAUUACCAUAAAUUUUAAAUUAUUUCAUCUCUGUUCCUUUUCACAAUAGUCUAAAUACUUAAAGCAAUGUGCAUUUUAUAAUCCAUAACAUUACAAAAAAAUAUAACCAUGUAUAAUGAGUGUAUUUCUGGCGACUGUACACAUGUCAAGUGCCUAGCUUCUUCUUGGUCUCGAGUCUUUAGGUGUCGACAAGAAUACGAUGUGUUAUGUUACAUACGCGUUUUCAUAGAUAAUGAAAAAGUUUGUCUCGAUGUUGUGACUGUUAGAAAGGGACAAAAGAUAAUAUACGAGUAGAUUCUCGAUCACGGACGACCUCGUGAUGUUUCGACGAGUAUGAGUACGACAGUCGUCAAAAAUAUCCAUAAUAUGACUUUAAGCACUUUGAAUGGUACUGUGUUUUAGCGAAAACAAUCUUUUUCUUUUAGUCAAAUCUACGAUGUCACAUGAAUGUAUACGUUUUAGUAUCACAGCAAUCAAAUUUUGUUCCAUAGGAUGAUAUAUUAAUAAAUUAUAUUUUAAUUACAUCUAAAAUGUAUUUUUUAUCUAUUUUUAGAUCGCCGUUUAGAUACAACUAGAAAUUUCCGCAAAGCAAAUAAUUUACAUACUAAUUAGAGUACUUUGUCAGAUUUGACCUAAUCUCUGUUUGUAUGGAUUUAUGCAAAAUUAAAUAAGAUGUAUUUGUCAUUUAAAUACAUAAAAACUCUUAAACCCAAUAUCACGCAUUCGAAUUCCGCCUAGGCAUCAAGAAAGAUUUUUUUGUAUGUACACAAUAACACUUGCGAAGUGCUAGAAUUAUGGCAAAUAAGAAAAAUAUCAUAAACGAACUACUACGUUUCUAUAUAAAAAAACGCCUGGUAUUUAUAGUUUCCUUAUCUGUAUAUUCCGAACAGUCUUAUACAAUCUACUUGUAGCAUUAAUAAUUAAGCUGACGCAAGAGCACACGAAGCAAAGAUUUUCUAAGUAAGUAAAAAUCAGGCCAGCCAGAGCUGAAAGCUUCCGAACUGAGUUAAAACCCGUGUAAGUUUUCUUUGCACUUGUUCUUUGGUUACUUAAUAACUUAAUUUGAAUAAAUGAUAUU